This is a messenger RNA of Dromiciops gliroides (monito del monte), 377 nucleotides long. RefSeq names its product 60S ribosomal protein L37a. The record is from RefSeq and is a predicted model, not a curated record. Gene Ontology annotation, molecular function: structural constituent of ribosome. Gene Ontology annotation, biological process: translation. Lineage: Eukaryota; Metazoa; Chordata; Mammalia; Microbiotheria; Microbiotheriidae. The coding region runs from base 38 to 316 and encodes 92 amino acids. Gene Ontology annotation, cellular component: ribosome. The transcript has a single exon.
AUAGAACUCUUCAAGUUCCGGGCCUGCGAUUGGCAACAUGGCUAAACGCACCAAGAAGGUCGGAAUUGUUGGUAAAUAUGGAACACGUUAUGGUGCAUCCCUCAGAAAAAUGGUGAAGAAAAUUGAAAUUAGCCAGCAUGUCAAGUAUACCUGCUCCUUCUGUGGCAAGACCAAAAUGAAGAGACGGGCUGUGGGUAUCUGGCAUUGUGGAUCCUGUAUGAAAACAGUUGCUGGUGGUGCAUGGACUUACAAUACCACCUCUGCAGUUACAGUCAAAUCUGCCAUCAGAAGACUGAAGGAAUUGAAAGACCAGUAAAAUCUCCCCAUCAAAUAUCUGUAGCCCAUAGUCCAACAAUAAAUGGGUUAAUUUAUGGAAU